AUGGAAUUAUAUCAUUCUCUCUAUCAUCCAGUAGCAGCAGUAGCAACAGCAACAACAACUACCUCCACUGCUGUGAACACGACGAACGAUGGUGGUAUUCAUAGCACCUCCAAUCUUCUUCUCUAUUCAGCACCACCACCUCAAGUCGAAUCGAAUUCUUCCAAUCGGUCAUCUCCCAAUCAUCUUAACCUUCUCCACUCACUCCAUCCAAACACUACCACCACAACCACCACCACACAAAUGCAACACCUCUUAUCGACUGCUGUGAAUGCCAACAACAGCUAUCCAUUGACUUCUUUGAUGUUGGAAAAACAACUUCAUCCACACUCCACCUUGUACACUUCACCUUCUGCAUUUCAAUCGAAUAUUCAUCAUAACCAUCCAUACUUGCAUCAUCAUCAACUUUCUCAUAAUUUGCUUCAAAACCAACAACAAUUGCUUGUUUUGAAUCAACAGAAUUACCAACAACAAGCAUUGUACGAUUCCAACAUGGUCAAUUCCAACAGCAACAACACAGACUUUCUUGGUUUGGACAUGGAUGAGGCACUUUUUUCACACAUCCAACAACUUCAGGAAUUGACCUCUCAACCACAACAGUGUUCUCUCUUGAACCAUUUGCCACAACAACAUGCACCCAUUCAGUUACCUUCUCAACAUCAACAACAACCCACGAUAAACACACUCUCGUAUAAGGUCAUCGCCCAACAACAGGCAUCGUUGCUUCAACAACAACAACUUCAACAACAAGUAAAAUCCAAUGCAAUCACACAAUCUCCAACUACAAUGACCUCAUCAUCAUUGAAUUCAACAACUCCUCUUCAAAACACUGCAAAUAACAACAUUCCCUCUCAAAACACCGUCGUGAAUGACCCUUCGUCGACGAAUAUUGUUGAGAAUAACAACGCUGCAUCCUCCAAUCAUCAGGACUCUUGGCAAACAGAAUGGCUCGAUUCCAAACGAGAACAUGAAUGGGAAUUGGGUGAAUUUCCUCAAUUCAAAGCUUGUAAGAAGAGAAAGGAAUUUUUCACUUCUCAAUUCGAAACCAUUUGGUACAAAAUCCCAUACAAGUAUCACAUGCUCAUGAAGAUGAAUAGCUUUGGUAACGAUUAUGUGAGUACUGCCACUCUCACUUCACAGAAUGCAAAACAACCUUCACGAAAAGCCCUCAAUGAACUGAACAAGAAUAAGGUCAAGUGCCGAGUGGAGAUUUGCUUUGAAGAUGGUUCUCCCGUGUUGCCAGGAGAUGGUCAACCUUGUUGCAUGUCCAACACAGAACAUUCCUUCGAUGGUAUGAAUUUGAAAUUGGGUCCAUUUCAGUUCAAUAUUUGCUCCUACAAGUAUGGAUACAAAAAGUUUAGGUUAUUAGUGAUCUUGUCUGUGAGAGAGGGAAAUACUAACUCCAACACUUACAAGGAUGUGGUCGUGUUGAAAUCACCUCCAUUUGUCAUCAAAUCCAAAAAGCCCAUUGCAAGACCUGGCUCUAAAAAGCAACAACAACAAGCUUCAACAUCAUCCAGUAGUUCAAGCCCAAAUUCUUCUCAUGAGGAAGAUCAUGAUUCCCCUCGAACGACAGUUGCUUCUGCUGCAACACCACUCUCACCACCCGAAGAGUCUUCUUCUCCCAAUGAAACCUCUCCAAAACCUUCCAUGACUCUAACUUUCAAGAAAGGCUCAAAGAGAACUCGAGAUCAAGAAUCUGUUGGUCUUGAAAACACCUCAGCCUCAACACCAUCCUUCUAUGCUGCUGGUGCACAAUCACCCUUCUCCUCAUCCAACAUGUUUGCAUCCAAUUUGUUUGAUACUUGCGAGAGUUUGAAAUUGCAAGGAAAUAGCGAACAACACACAUUGAUGGAACAACAAUUAUUGACGCUCUUACUGGGCUCCAUGAACCCAACCGUAUUGGAUUUGCCAUUUACCACCACAGAAACACACAACAACGCCACCACUAGUACGGUUCAUAACAUACCAAUUGAAGUGCAACAACAGCAAAUCAUGAAUGAUUUCGUUGAUCAAUCACCUACAUGGAACACUUAUGAAAGAGAGUUGAAGAAGAUGUGCACCGAGAAUAAGCAAGCACCUUAUCAACAAGAACAACAACAAACAGAUGUGAAUCCAUUGUUUGGUCUCAAAUAA
Messenger RNA from Naegleria fowleri, 2133 nucleotides. RefSeq lists its product as uncharacterized. The transcript has a single exon. The coding region runs from base 1 to 2133 and encodes 710 amino acids. The record is from RefSeq and is a predicted model, not a curated record. NCBI's taxonomy places the organism in Eukaryota, Heterolobosea, Eutetramitea, Acrasida, Naegleriidae.